Molecule: messenger RNA, 787 nt
Organism: Argentina anserina (silverweed cinquefoil)
Lineage: Eukaryota; Viridiplantae; Streptophyta; Magnoliopsida; Rosales; Rosaceae
Product: ethylene-responsive transcription factor ESR2-like
Exons: 1
Coding region: 20-592 (190 amino acids)
Biological process (GO): regulation of DNA-templated transcription
Molecular function (GO): DNA-binding transcription factor activity; DNA binding
Source: RefSeq, a predicted model, not a curated record
CUCUCUCACUCGCGCUCUCAUGGCGGUCGACGAAAUGCUCACCUCACUCUCCCUCAACGCCGCCGCUUCCCCCGCCGUAGAUUCGGCGCCUGUCACGAAAGCCGCGACGGAGGCCGGCGGCGUCGAAGUAAAGAAGGCGGCGAACCGCGGCCGAGGUCGGAGGGCGUCGAACGAGCCGCGGUUCCGCGGCGUGAGGAGGCGGCCGUGGGGCCGGUACGCGGCGGAGAUUCGCGAUCCGUUCUCCAAGUCGCGCAAGUGGCUCGGGACCUUCGACACCGCCGAGGAGGCGGCGCGUGCGUACGACGACGCCGCUAUCGAGUUCCGCGGCCUCAGGGCCAAGACGAACUUCGACGAUCCGCGGCCGCAGAAGCAGCAUAAGGCGGUGAUCGGAGGGAAAGAAGUCUUCUGGACCCCUCCUCCGGCGCGGAACGACGAGCUUGCUCCGGUGAGGUCGGAGUACAAGGGAUUUAAGCUGGAAAAUUUGCAAGAGAUGGUGAGUAAGGAGGAGAAGAAGAUGAAGAUGGCGGCGGAGAGCAGGAAUAAGAAGCCGUUCCUCUUCGAUCUGAAUCUUCCGGCGCAGCAGCUUUUGUGAGCUGGGGGCGCCGUCGGGAAUAGCCGCAGAGGUCGGUGCUAAUUCCAUAUAUGCCCCUCGCGAUUAGUUUAAAGACUUUUUUUAGUCUCUCUCUCUCCGUUUUUUACAUUCCCCAGUUACAGUGUGUAUACAGGUCGAGUUUUUUGUAAGAACAUAAAUGGAAAUAUGGAAUUAGCGGUUUAAGGCGGGCUUAGA